UCUUUCAAUUGAUUCCUCGGUGGAUCCCAUGACUUGAAACCCUUUGGGAUUUCGAAUUCAUCCCUUCUAUACAUACAUUAUACAGCGCAUAAUAGACUUGUAACCAAAGGGGCCAUCAUCAAUUUCAAUAAAGGAAAGGGGAGAAGAUCUACGUAUAAACAGAUCCAUUCACACAUAUACAUACAUACAUACAUACAUACAUACAAUGGCGUCUCGUUUCUGUAUCUUGUUAGUUAUCGCAUUCCUUGCCAUUGCCGGAGGAGCCUCCGCCGCCGAUUCGUCUCCGACUCCUCCGCCGUCCGGGAGCACCGGAAAAACCAACUCCACGGCCAAGGACCCCAUCGAAAGCCUCGGACCGUCGCAAGAUUACCCUGACUACGAAAUUCCGGUCGAUUUAGCCCCCGACGGCGUCGAAGUCGUCGAGGAUUCGAUGCCGGUUAGCCCUUCCGCGGCCCACGACGAAGACGAAGAAGACGUAGCCGACAGCUCUAAAUCAUCGCAAACCACCAAAACGACGUCGUCCACGGCGGCAAAGCCAACAUCGGCCUCCUCCCAUCCAGCGGUAGCAUCCUUCGGUGGCGCCGUGGCCGCCGCCGCCGUCGCAGGCGCUGGAUGGUUUUUGUUCUGACGUCUCCCAUGCAAAUUGCAUGCAGACGUGAACGUGUGGAUCAGAUUUUUUCACGUGAGAGAUGGCAGUGUGUUAACGUUUGGUUGUCGGUUUGUGGUUUUAGGUGUGGUUUGACUCGAUCGUGCGUUUGUGAUAACUAACACGAUAGAUUUGAAAUCGUCAGAUUUUUUUUUAUGGAUUAUGCCCAAAAAAGAAAAAGAAAAAAAAAACAUUGGAGUUCCUUUUUUUUGGUUAACUUAUAUUGCAUGGAUUAAAACAGCGUUAUUACAACGU
Tarenaya hassleriana is the source of this 901-nucleotide messenger RNA. RefSeq lists its product as uncharacterized. The transcript has a single exon. The record is from RefSeq and is a predicted model, not a curated record. NCBI's taxonomy places the organism in Eukaryota, Viridiplantae, Streptophyta, Magnoliopsida, Brassicales, Cleomaceae. The coding region runs from base 206 to 628 and encodes 140 amino acids.